Ectocarpus siliculosus is the source of this 1386-nucleotide messenger RNA. NCBI's taxonomy places the organism in Eukaryota, Phaeophyceae, Ectocarpales, Ectocarpaceae. The record is from the annotation of a GenBank genome assembly.
AUGGCGGCUUCCUCCCAACCGUCUUCGAGCCCUCCUCCCACGACUGACAGCUUGGUCGUGAACUCGGACGAGAUGCGCAUCCUUAUGCAGCACAGAAAGGAGCUAGACGAAAGCCUUGCGCAGAUGGAGGCGCAGAUUUUUCACGACGAGGGCUCGUACAUAAAGGAAACCCCGUGCGGUAACGUCAUCCGGGGCUUCGAAACCUUUCACGACAGCAAACUCAACGCUGAGCAGCCCAAGAAGUCCCGCAUGGAAGUCAUCGAGGAGCGGAUAUUCAGCAAGUCCUCUUUCCUCUUCUGGCAAAGAUCUCGGGAUCGGGCCGCGAAAGAAGAAGCGAAGAAGCGCGAGCGCGAGCAGCACCACGCCAUGCUCGCCAAUCGGGGAAUGUUUAUGGGGGGCGGGAGCGGGGGUGCGGGUGGGGGUGGGGCCAACGGCGCGGCAGAGGGAGUCGGACACGUUCAGCCCUUGGGUUACGGGUCGUACGGUUCUGCCGUUCACGGCGGCAGCGGGGGGAACGUGCACGGGGGAUCGGCGGCACCAUCGGCCGUCAACCACGGCAGUGGCAGCCACAAGCACAAAAAGCGGCAUCCAGACGGGCACAGCCACGGCCACAAAAAGAAGAAGAAGAAGCGGAGUUCGACAGCGCUCGGAUCGGGGUCGGGCUCUUAUGCCGGUGGGGGUUCUCAGGGCGGAGGCGGCGACGGAACCGGGGGCGGCAAUUCCGGGUCGUCGGUGGCAGCCAACCGUUACGACAACGUUUAACUCCAGUUGUCAAGGGGACUUUGCUGAAUGUAAUAAUUUUUUCAACACCAAUGGAAGAAACACGAAAUGGAGAGACUCUUAUCUUUCCAAACCUCGGCAAUGCUGUUGGGUUUGUGCUUGGUGCUGUUUUCUUUGGGUGUUCGGUUAGAUCGUUUAUUUAUGUAAGUGCUGGGAGUGGGUUGACGCCCAUUCUCUUGGCUGUCUUAACUUGUGGUGUGGUGGAUAGCCCAUUGGCCUCGUUCGAGCGAGACACCUAAUCAACUCUCCAAGAGAAGAUUCCUUCGAGCGAACGUAUGCGUUUGUUGUCUUUCGCUCGCCACGUUUUCAAGAGCCGAUCGGCGGCGUACAACCUGUCUCGUUUCAAGUGUUGUUGAGUUCCCCGUGUUGCAGCAGUGCUUGAUGAGUCAAUUUGAAUGUUUUGAGUUGAAGGACUAGCCUCUCUAUUCUGCAAGUCGUUCGCUCUAGUCUUUGAACAACUGCUGCAACAACGUGUGUUGGGCGGGGCAUCAAGUUGUAGAGAUCGCCUCCGAUUUUAUGUGUGAGGUGGGUGCGGUGUGUUCACUCGAGCAGGAGGGUGCCGACAAGACUUGAAAUCAGUGUUACGUUGCCGAAUGUCACACACGC